AUCAACGUCACAUAAACUCAAUCAAUUUAUUUUCUGCGGAAUUUAAUUAUUAUGGAAAGAAAUACAACUAAUCAUCCAGAUGAUCAAAGACAACAAUACUCCAUAGCUCCGCCAUUUCCUGUUUUAACGCCAGAAGAAAUUAGGACUUUAAGAGAAUGCAAUAGACAGGCUUUUUAUAAUCGAAGUUUGCCUUUAUCAGGACUUGCAAUGUUAGCAACUGGUUAUGCGGUUAAAACAGGGUAUCUUUCCAAAAAUCUUGCUUGGGCUAAAAUACUAGCAACUGGUGUAAUGGGAUAUGUUAUAGGUAAAUUUUCUUACAUGGGCAAAUGUAAAUCAAUGAUAUUGCAACUACCAAACAGUCCAUUAGCUGAAAAAAUGAGACAAUAUAAUAAUCCUGGUUCUUACCAAGAAAUGAUGAAAGAAAUCGCAGUUUUUCCAAAGUUUAACGAGAGCAAGCCACAAUCUAUUCCAGCUAACAAGGGAAAUUUGGAAGGUUAUUCCUCUAAAUCUAAUUUUGAUGCAUUCGAAAGUUACAAAGGACUUGAUGAUAGUUUAAGACCUUCUCUCGAUAAUAAUCGAUUUCAACAACCUAAGUUAUCACCCAAGCCUACUACUCUAUCUGAAAAUGCAAGGAAACCUGACUAUUCAUCAUAUGAUGAUUUAAGAACCAAAAAUAGAUCGGCUUAUAAUUCAAAUGAUACACCUCAAUUGACCGAUCCAAGAAAUCAAGACAACCUUAGAUCUCCAUCCUAUAAUAACUGAUUUACCCUUAUUUAUUAACUUACCUCACACAGGAAUAAUAAAGCUAACUUAGAUCCUAGUUAUUUGAAAAUAUAAUAUAUAUAUUACUACAAUAUAUACUACAAAAUUCCUUUGUAAUAGUGAUGAGUAUUUUUAAAAAUACACAUUUAUUUAAAUUAAACCAUAAUCAUGUCAUCAAAAUUUUCAUAAUUUUUAAAAAAAAAAAUAUUGUGAUAUUUUUAUAUUUUUCAUCGCAAUGAUA
Molecule: messenger RNA, 1003 nt
Organism: Gordionus sp. m RMFG-2023
Lineage: Eukaryota; Metazoa; Nematomorpha; Gordioida; Chordodea; Parachordodidae
Product: OCIA domain-containing protein 1-like
Exons: 7
Coding region: 52-762 (236 amino acids)
Cellular component (GO): endosome
Source: RefSeq, a predicted model, not a curated record